AGCCAAUUGGUAGGGAGUAUUUUCAGACUGCCGCCGUUAUUGCCAAUGAGAUCGUCUGGCGGGGUCGCGGUAGGCGGGCCGUGGACUCUCUGGUAUAAAGUGGUCCCGGGAGUGGGGGGAGUGAAGAGAAAGGGGGGGUCUCGACGGCCGGAGGAGGAAUAGGUACGGGUGAAGAUGGCGGCAGCCGAGCCCGCGAACUGCAUCAUGGAGGUUUCCUGUGGCCAGGCAGAAAGCAGCGAGAAGCCCAAUGCUGAGGACAUGACUUCCAAAGAUUACUACUUCGACUCCUACGCCCACUUUGGCAUCCAUGAGGAGAUGCUGAAGGAUGAGGUGCGCACCCUCACCUACCGUAACUCCAUGUUUCACAACCGGCACCUCUUCAAGGACAAGGUGGUGCUGGACGUAGGCUCGGGCACAGGGAUCCUCUGCAUGUUCGCUGCCAAGGCUGGGGCCCGUAAGGUUAUUGGGAUCGAGUGUUCCAGUAUUUCUGAUUAUGCGGUGAAGAUCGUCAAAGCCAACAAGUUAGACCACGUGGUGACCAUCAUCAAGGGGAAGGUGGAGGAAGUGGAGCUGCCGGUGGAAAAGGUGGACAUCAUCAUCAGCGAGUGGAUGGGUUACUGCCUCUUCUAUGAGUCCAUGCUCAACACUGUGCUAUAUGCCCGAGACAAGUGGCUGGCUCCUGAUGGCCUCAUCUUCCCAGACCGAGCCACACUGUAUGUGACGGCUAUUGAGGACCGACAGUACAAAGACUACAAGAUCCACUGGUGGGAGAAUGUGUACGGCUUUGAUAUGUCCUGCAUCAAAGAUGUGGCCAUCAAGGAGCCCCUAGUGGACGUGGUGGAUCCCAAGCAGCUGGUCACCAAUGCCUGCCUCAUAAAGGAGGUGGACAUCUACACCGUCAAGGUGGAAGACCUGACCUUCACGUCUCCCUUCUGUCUGCAAGUGAAGCGGAAUGACUACGUGCACGCUCUGGUGGCCUACUUCAACAUUGAGUUCACCCGCUGCCACAAGAGGACCGGCUUCUCUACCAGCCCCGAGUCCCCAUACACACACUGGAAGCAGACGGUGUUCUACAUGGAGGACUACCUGACAGUGAAGACUGGCGAGGAGAUCUUUGGCACCAUAGGCAUGCGGCCCAACGCCAAGAACAAUCGGGACCUGGACUUCACCAUUGACCUGGACUUCAAGGGCCAGCUGUGCGAGCUGUCCUGCUCCACCGACUACCGGAUGCGCUGAGGCGCCCCUGCUCUCCAGACGGCCCUGCAGGGCCCAGGGGCUGUGGUGUUCGGUUUCGGGGCUCACUCUUCCUCUCCCUCCCUCCCACAGAAGGGGGUUUAGGGGUCUGGGCUGGGGGGAUGGGUGGGGGGGCACAUCGUGACUGUUUUUCAUAACUUAUGUUUUUAUAUGGUUGCAUUUACGCCAAUAAAUCCUCAGCUGGGA
Messenger RNA from Nycticebus coucang (slow loris), 1440 nucleotides. RefSeq names its product protein arginine methyltransferase 1 (gene PRMT1). Gene Ontology annotation, cellular component: nucleus. Gene Ontology annotation, molecular function: protein-arginine N-methyltransferase activity. The record is from RefSeq and is a predicted model, not a curated record. Bases 175 to 1236 code for a protein of 353 amino acids. The transcript is spliced from 10 exons. NCBI's taxonomy places the organism in Eukaryota, Metazoa, Chordata, Mammalia, Primates, Lorisidae.